AUGUCUCUCUCAGAGGAUGUCAGGGCCAUGAUACCGCCACUAAAUGUUAUAAAAGAUGAAAGAAAAAGACAAAAUCAAAUUUUUGAAAUUCAUCAUAUAUUAUCACAUAUCAUAUAUCUGAAUUUAGUGGCUCUCUUUUUUUGACAAUGAAAGGACCUUAAUGACGAGAAUCAGUUGAAAUUUUAGCUGUUGGCUGAGAAGUGACGGUUUUGUGUAAACGAUAGUUAAAUGGCAAAAACAUUUACUGAGGGGACCUUGUGAUGGACUCACAUCUCAUUCACGUGGAGUAAUGCUCCUUGUCACUUUAUGCUACAGAAAUUAGUGAUAGAAUACAAUUGACUGAGACAGACUUUGAUCUGUUUAUCUUGAACAAAACAAAACAGAAUAAGCAUUUUGAUAACAUUUAAUUGAUAAUAUCUUCGUUGUUUUGGCGAAAAAAGGAGAUGGGGCACGUCGGAACAUUGGUGAAAUUUGAGAACAACUCCUACAAAUUCUACAAUCCUACAAAGGCUGUGCAGGCCAAUGGGAACAAAAUAAACCUUCGAUUUGCUGCUGAUGGCCGGAGAACGAGCAACAAGAUUGGUACCGUUAUGGCAGUACUCAGCCUCUUGGAGGAGGAAAGUUAUGGCUGUGACCAUCUGUAUGCCAUUGCUUUGUAUAAUGGUAUGGUAUUGAAUCCAAAAAUACAAUUGUUUCUUUGUGUUUUUUGUUUUUGAUAUAGUGAUAGAUCAGGAUUUAAAAUCUAAAUGAACGUUUUAGUUAAAACUUAUCCCUCUUUAAAUCAAUAGGAUUUUAAAGUCAUGCUUGAUAUUUACAUGAUAGCAUCACUUUGCUCCAGUGAAAUUUUGGUUUAAGUUUCCUAAUGUUUGUAAAUAUUCACUUCUCUGAAUGUUCACUGAAAUCAUUACAUAAUUAGUAAUUUUAGGAAAAGAAGACUAUGAAGAAAUCAAAAUCUACCUGGGUGCAACAUUUGAACAGGUAAAUGAGCUCCAGAUGAAUGCUUUGAUGAGUAGCACAGUCACGCCGCCAUUUUGGACUCAAGUGCCUUUGCUAACGAAUAUCUUCGGGAAGGUUUAACCUCUAAAUCUCACACUUUCCACAAUAUAAGCUUAGUUAUCCUACUUCAUUUUGGUGUAAAGAAAACAAGGUUUGCGACAAAGUGAAAAUUGUAAAAAAUAAAUAUUUCCUGAAAAUGCGUGAAUUUCUGGGUGUAACGCGUAACAUGAAAUGUAUCAGACGGAAGGAAAAAAAUGAAAUAUCUCAAUGUGGAACGCACAUGGGGCCACUACUUUUUGGCCGUUAGUAGUUUAUGACAAAAGCAACAGGCAGUAUGAUUUGCAACAGGAAUGGUUUAUUCUAACGCAAGUUAUAAACGUCUGUUUUUAUCACUGAACAAUGUAACGCUCGCAACUAUUAAAACAACCAUAGUGUGCAAAACUAGCAAUAAUGAUAAUUUCGACUGUUUAAGCAACAAACUAAUAACAAAAAUGUAAUGGGCAUCCAUCAUAAUAUUUACAAACCAACGCUGAAGUUGAAUCGUCAAGUAGAAUGUUUUCCAAAUCAAAAUAAAACGCGCAGAAACACAUUUCGUAACGGCCAUAUUGAGCUUAAUUCCAUCACAUAUCCAACAGUAGAUCCGUUGUCAGACGCGAUUCUUGUUAAGUUGAGUAAACAAGCUCACCUCUCCUGGAAUGGGCUUGUAUUAAGCUAAAUUUACAGAACGUUUCAACCCAUUUCGUUAGAUCUAACGCUAGAAAUUUACGUUUGGUCGACGCAGAAACAAUUUCCGCCAUUGUUUCCGUGUUCAUGAACCGUAACGAAGGAAAGUGACGAGGGAAUAUGGCGAAAAAUACCACCAAAACUUUCACGAAAUCCGCUCCUUCGCAGCUUCUCUUUGAAAGCACAAGGUUUGAUUAUACAGACAAUAACAUGGGAGUCCAUACAGAGUUUGCAGGGGCAGAUUAUUGCAUAACAGUAAAAUGUUUUACGCGAUUUUCAACACUGAGGGAAUUCAACCGCAGCAGAUGGAAACAAAAGAGUCCAAUCUAAAUUCAGGUAUUUCGCGAAAGAAGGCGGCGCAAGAAAGAAAAGCAGCGGCAAAAAAGAGAAAGGGACAAGGCCUAUUAUCAACAAAACAAGGCAAAAAAGAUUGCUCAAGUUAAAGAACGGCGAAAGAAAUUGCAAGCCGAGAAAUCAAUUCGGCCGCACACACGAAGCAUUGCCGAAAAAAACAAACGCCAACACGCCGGAGCACAGAAAAGCUUCCCGUAUCGCAGCACAAGAAAAAAGAGAAAAGACAAGGCAGCAAACAAGAGAAAGAGUUAGAAAAUACCGUGAAAAGAAGCGAACAGAAGCACAAGAAUUUAAUAAUAGCGUGGAUUCUCCAGGUUUCGCAAACCGGACGUCGAAAAAACGUGCUAUAGAUAAAGUCAAGAAGACACUCCCUUCCACACCCCGAAAGAAGGCGGAAAUUGUCCAAAGCAUUGUUAAAAGCCGUUAGUAGUUUAUGACAAAAGCAACAGGCAGUAUGAUUUGCUCAUGUUACUGCAUCAGUUGCAUUGUGAGUGAUGAGGAGAAUUGCACUAACAAGGCAUGGCUUGAUGAAUGGAAGCUGGUGGAGCUAACCAGAGAGGGUGAUGUGGCAACCACUCGACAGGCAACUGAAGCACCAAUUUUAGACCAUGAUACUGCUUCCUACAUAGCUGAUCUGGCCAGCAAGGGAAGUACAGUUGCGAUAGCCGCUGAAGAUGAUCCUGUCUACGACUUCUAUCUCCUUCAGGUCACUUCUGAUGGAGUUGAAGAACUUGACAGUUAUGUCACAGAUGACUAUCAGUGUCAUUAUUACAGAGGAGACAGAGUUCUUAAGGGGCACUUUUACAUAAGGGAGAACAUUCAUGACAUGACCUUCACAAUUGACGAAAAACGGAAAGCGUUUGUACAUGCUGCUACUGUCCGUCACAUUUGCGGUGACCUACCAGUCAGAAAGAGAGGACGAAAGUCUAUUUACAAACUCCCUUUAAAAGAAAAUGAGGAAAUCAUUGCUUCAAUGUGAACUAAUGAUUACAAAACCUCUUUUUUUCCAUUUUUACAUUGAUUUUCUUAAGAUUUUAUGAAAAACCAAAAAUGUGCCACACCCACAAGGGAUUGUGGGUAAUACCAAAAUUAGUGUUAUUAAUGCAAAAUAAUAAAAAUAUUUACAGAUAUUGAUUACAAUGUACAUUUUGAUCAAAAUUAAAGUCAAAAAGUGAUAAAAAGUGAAAAAAUAAAAAAAUAGUUAUUUUUGAACUAUGUUACAGCAAAUGGCUAUGUGACUGUGCUACUCAUCUUUGACAAUCGAUGCAAUUCACUACUCAGGGACAUGGUAAGUUGAUUUUUUGACGUUCACUGAUAAGUUACACUCAAAAGUUUCUGAGGUUUUAAAGCCACAUUCAUCAUGCACAUAGGUAAAUAGUUUAGGCCCUUUGUUCAUCCAUCUUGCUACAUUCAAUUACUGAAUUAACUUUUUUUAAGUUCAUCAUGUUAUUUGAUUUAAUUGCUUUUUUUUUCCUUUCUUGGCAGGUACUGUUGUUCUGAUGUUGUUCUGGCAAUGGUUUACGGAAUUAACUCAGCUGCUGCAAAAUACUUCUGCGUUUGGUGUUACUGCAGCAAGGCACAAAUUGCUGACUUC
Pocillopora meandrina is the source of this 3667-nucleotide messenger RNA. Lineage: Eukaryota; Metazoa; Cnidaria; Anthozoa; Scleractinia; Pocilloporidae. The record is from the annotation of a GenBank genome assembly.